AACCAGAUUCAUCCCGCUCCACUUUCCGCUCUUCAAUUCUCACACACCACACAUAGUGGAGCAACCAAUUGCGAUCGAUAGCAGAUCUCAGACGCAUACCUAAGUGCGGGAAGCUCAGAUAUGUCGUCUCGUCACGAGAAGGAGAAAGGCGUCAAUGUUCAAGUUCUCCUCCGUUGCAGACCGUUUAGCGACGAUGAGUUGCGGAACAAUGCGCCGCAGGUGGUUACGUGCAAUGAGUACCAGAGAGAGGUCUCCGUUUCGCAGAAUAUCGCUGGAAAACAUAUCGAUAGAACUUUUAUGUUUGACAAGGUGUUUGGGCCUAAUUCCCAGCAGAAGGAUCUAUAUGACCAAGCAGUUAUCCCGAUAGUAAAUGAGGUUUUGGAUGGUUUUAACUGUACAAUCUUUGCCUAUGGACAAACUGGAACUGGAAAAACAUACACCAUGGAGGGAGAAUGCAAGAGGUCGAAGAGUGGUCCAAAUGGAGAAUUGCCUCCAGGAGCAGGAGUCAUACCCAGAGCAGUAAAGCAAAUAUUCGAUACUCUAGAAGGUCAAUGUGCAGAGUAUAGCGUGAAAGUCACUUUCUUGGAGUUAUACAAUGAAGAAAUAACCGAUUUGCUGGCCCCUGAUGAAAUAUCUAAAAUUGCCUUGGAAGAAAAGCAGAAAAAACAAUUGCCACUCAUGGAAGAUGGCAAAGGUGGUGUUCUUGUGAGAGGACUCGAAGAGGAGAUCGUGACAAGUGCUUUUGAGAUUUUCACGUUACUUGAAAGGGGAUCUGCAAAGCGUCGAACUGCAGAAACCUUGUUGAAUAAACAAUCAAGUCGGUCACAUUCUCUAUUUUCUGUAACAAUUCAUAUAAAGGAAGCAACCCCUGAAGGCGAAGAACUAAUAAAAUGUGGCAAGUUGAAUUUGGUUGAUUUGGCAGGUUCCGAGAACAUCUCACGUUCUGGUGCUAGGGAGGGAAGGGCAAGAGAGGCUGGAGAAAUAAACAAAAGUUUACUUACCUUAGGGCGUGUAAUAAAUGCUCUUGUCGAGCAUGGCGGGCAUAUUCCUUACAGGGACAGCAAGCUAACACGUCUUCUACGAGAUUCAUUGGGGGGAAGAACAAAGACAUGUAUCAUUGCCACAGUAUCACCAGCUGUACAUUGUCUUGAGGAGACCCUCAGCACACUAGAUUAUGCCCAUAGGGCUAAGAACAUAAAGAAUAAGCCUGAGGUGAACCAAAAAAUGAUGAAGUCGACUCUUAUCAAAGAUCUCUAUGGUGAAAUAGAAAGACUGAAAACAGAGGUAUAUGCUGCACGGGAGAAGAAUGGUGUGUACAUCCCUAAGGAGCGGUACUAUCAAGAGGAGAGUGAGAGAAAGGCUAUGGCUGAUCAGAUUGAACAAAUGACAGUGACCAUGGAAAACCAUCAGAAGAAAACAGAGGAAUUGCAAGGAAAAUAUGAUGACCAGGUCCAACAAUGCUGUGCUUUGAGCAACAAACUUGAUGCAACCCAAAAAGAUUUAGACUCAACUACCAAGUUGUUAUCAAACACUGAAGAUGAGCUAAGGCUUUGCAAAUAUUCCCUAAAAGAGCGAGACUUUAUCAUCUCUGAACAGAAAAAAGCAGAGAAUGCAUUAGCUCAUCAAGCAUGUGUUUUGCGAGCUGAUCUUGAGAAGUCUCAGAAGGAUAAUGCUUCACUCUUUCUCAAAAUUGCCAGAGAGGACAAACUGAAUGCUGAUAACAGAUCGACUGUGAAUACAUUCACAUUUGAUCUUACCCAGCAGCUUAAUACCAUUUCUAGCUCACUGGUUGCAUCUGUAUCCCGGCAAAGAGAGCACCUCCAGUGUGUUGAAAACCUCUGCAACUCUUUUCUACAGAUACAUGAUAAGGCUCAUGUGGAACUAAAACAGAAAGUGAGUUCUUCAAGGGCUUUGUAUGUAUCUCAUUUUGAGGCAGUACAAAAUGUUGUCCAUCUGCACAAAGCUGGUAGUAAUGCUGCUCUGGAGGAACUUUCUGCUUUGGCUUCUUGUAAUUCACAGUCUAUUGAAGCAUUUUUAGCUGCUGAAGCUGUUGAAGUGAAAUCAGUUUUCAAUGAUCUUCAUGAUAUUUUAUCUAGUCAUCAAGGGGAAAUGGCUCACUUGGCAAGGGAGCUUCGACAGAGAUUUAUUGCAAGUACAGAACACCUAACAAGUACAUCAGAAUCUAUUCAUGGAUGUGUUGAUAAGAUUUUGGAAGAAUCUAAAAGCCUCAAAUGUCAUGCAACUCAAGUUGAUGAAACUCAGAUGAAGAGCAUAGCAGAAUUUCGGAAUUCUUAUGAGGAACAAUCAAAGUCAGAAGCAGAGAAGCUCAUUGCUGAUAUGACCUCUCUUGUUUCUAAAUGCAUGCUUCGUCAGAAAGAGAUGGUGGAAGCAAAGCUGGAUAGUCUUAAGGAUAGUGCAAUCGGAAAUAAGAUAUUCUUGGAUGGCCAUGUUUCUACAAUUGAUGGAAUUACAACAGAUCUUAAAAGAAAGUGGCAGGAUUCCUUUUCACAUGCAGAUAGUAGUUUUAAGGAAAAUGCUGAUUUCUCUGCAGCCAAGCAUUGUCGUAUGGAGUUGCUCAUGCAGAAAUGUGGAAGCAGUGCUGAUACUGCUUUGAAGCGGUGGCAUACAAUGCAAGAAUCUUUAAAUGACAUGGGAAAGCAAAAUUCAUUAGCCAUUGAUGCACAUGUUAGGAAUAUGCAUUAUAGCAAUGAACAGCAUGAUGCUGAAAUUGGGUCUGCAAGAGAAUUGGUUGAGGAGGACAUCAAAAGAAAUAGCGAUGAUAUUAUUCAGUGUUUUGAUGGCUUGUCAGAACAAGAGAAAUCAUCUGUUUCUGAAGUGUUGUCUACCUCUAAAGAGCACUCAGAAACGAUUCAGAAUCUUGUCAACGAUCAUUCCCAGCAGUCAGCCUGCAUCGAGCAACAUGCUAUUGAUACUUUUGGGCAGAAAUAUGCGGAUUACGAGCCUACUGGCAUGACACCUGUUCGAAGUGAGCCUGAUAUUCCGGGCAAGGAGACUAUCGAGUCACUGCGAGCAGUGCCAAUGGAGGCCCUUCAAGAGGAGUUCAGGGAAAACCAUCCAUUUGAAUCUUUUCAUGCAAAGCAAGUGAGGCCUCCGGUUGCUCCUCGUGAGCCGCUGUCGGAGAUCAACUAGGAGCAGCCAUGGCUUCACCUUUUUGGCAUGAUGACUCACUCACUAACUCUGGAUUUGUACUUGUUCUUGUAUACAUCAAUAUGAAUUGGGAAAAGUUGUUGGUCUUUGUUGUAGGGAUUAUCCAAUACAAAUGGAUCCUUUCUUGGGAUUUACUGAAUAUUGUAAACUUAUCAUUUUUCCAUUAGCCACUCUUAUUUAAGAAAGAGCGAAAAUUUGUCA
This is a messenger RNA of Salvia hispanica, 3369 nucleotides long. RefSeq names its product P-loop containing nucleoside triphosphate hydrolases superfamily protein. Gene Ontology annotation, cellular component: mitotic spindle; spindle microtubule. Gene Ontology annotation, molecular function: ATP binding; plus-end-directed microtubule motor activity; microtubule binding. Lineage: Eukaryota; Viridiplantae; Streptophyta; Magnoliopsida; Lamiales; Lamiaceae. The record is from RefSeq and is a predicted model, not a curated record. Gene Ontology annotation, biological process: spindle elongation; mitotic spindle assembly; microtubule-based movement.